CAGAGCAGCAGUGGCAGCGCGCCUGCGCAGUGCAUCCAGGGGCUCUGGCUCGGCGGCGUUCGGUGCUGAAGUGGGGCGGAUGGCAGAAAAACAGCGGCGAUGGACAUUACACCGCAGGAUUCCCAUUUACGAUGUCGUUAAAUAAGCAUCUGGACAUCACGUUUUCACACCUAUCACCCUAGGACACUGACAGCCCAACAGAAAGGGAUGCUGUACUUUCACUGCUCCCUGUACUCUCCAGUCCAUAAAUGACCCUUUCACCGAGAUCCACGGCAGCGUAGGAGACGGCGGCGAGUGAAGCAAAAGGAGCGAGCGAAAUAAGGAAACAAGGACAGGAAGCAGACGUUUCACCUCAGCUCUAGUGUCCCUUUCUGUGCCUGUCGGUCAGGGAUGGUGAGAGCAGUAACCUCUCUUCCCUGUGGUGAAAAGAAGCUCCUCGCCUUGCCCUGCGUCUCCAGCAAGCCAAACAGCCUGUCCGUUAGCCAAACAGACACUAAGACAGUCCACCAGUCAGCCACUCCGUCAACCAGCCUGCUAUUGUCCAGCAACCUAUUACCUCACACCAUGACUGCUCUGUCUGACCUGUUUUUAGGAACUCACUAAUUCAUGCCCCGGAGUGUGAGUGGAGUGGAGAUGAGAAAAAGGCAGGCGGCACACAUCGAGGCCCCACCCCAGGCCCCUGGACAGCCCCGGCCCAACACCUGCUGCCUCUGCUGGUGCGGCUGCUGCAAGUGUCUCUGGAACGAAGACAGGAUGGAGAGGAGUGAACGACAGACCUGCACCAAGAUGGACAGUAUUGAAGCUGCUGAAGAACAACACCCCACUCUAGAGGAGUUGCUGUCGUGGUCACGGAGCUUUGAGAUUAUGCUGCGCUCGUUGAAGGGCCGGGAAGUCUUCCAGGAAUUCCUGCGCUCAGAGUACAGCGAGGACAACCUGCUUUUCUGGUUGGCCUGCGAAGAGCUGAAAAAGGAGAUGGACCCCACGGUGGUGGAGGAGAAGGCCAGGAUCAUAUACGAAGACUACGUGUCCAUAUUGUCACCCAAAGAGGUGAGUCUGGACUCACGGGUCAGAGAAGGAAUAAACCAGACCCUGGCGGAGCCCAGCAAUCUGAUGUAUGAGGAGGCCCAGUUCCAGAUCUAUACCCUGAUGCACCGCGACUCCUACCCCCGUUUCCUCAACUCCUCCGUUUACAGAGACCUCCUGGCCAACAGGAGGCGCACCUGCCUCGACACCUAGACUCCUCCACCCUCCCUCAUCGCCAUCGUACGCCAACGAGACUACUACUUAAACUUCAAAUACUACUAUGGUGCCAGAAGUCGGGUUUGGAAAAUCUCUCCCUCUUUUUUGAUUGAAAAGACUGUAUGACAUCCAAGAUAGCUGGUUGUUUUUUAUUUAUAUUUUUUAAGCAAUUUAUAUCCAGUUCUCCACUGGAGCCAGGUCGGCCUUUGCUGGUUGGUUAUUGGUCAAUUUCAGACCAUUAAUACUGGCCAGUGAUUGUUUUGCUAGCAUUUUGUGCUGUUUGUUACAGUUGACUGGCCAAACCGCCUGUCAGCUAUCUGUUGAAGUGGCCAACCUGAUGGCUGGCUGUUGGUUAACUGUGGACAAGGACUCCCCAGGCGGAGGGGACAGAAACAGAGAGAGAGAGAGAGAGAGAGAGAGAGAGAGAGAGACAGAAAGGACAAGCCAACUGUUCCUGUACUGUAAUAUUUAAACCUCAUGCUUUCUACCCUCACUUUAAUAUUCUCCAACUCACUCUCUUUCAUAUUUUUUGGUUUUUCUAAUUCUGUCCCAUUCCUCAGAUGUUUUGUUUUUAAUUUCAUUAUUGUCCAAACUUGACACCUAGUUGUUGGUGGGGGUUGGGCCGUCUCUGCCCAUUUAACCAGUAGAAGCACUGGCUCUGCAUAUAACUCUCUCUCUCUCUCAACAGUAGCUUGACAAUGUAAGCCGCGGACUGCAACUAUUUUUUGAAUAUUGAGAUGUAUGAAGACAAGGGACAUGUCUCUCUGUCUGGCUGUCUAUGUUCAGUGAAGGGAAAAGGUACACUUCUGCCAAUUUAAAGCUUACUGCAGUUUUUUAUUGAGGAGAUUUGAUGGCUUCUGCAGCAGCAGCACAUACCCAUCCAUCCAUCCAUCCAUCCACCUGUCCUUCCAUCCGUCCGUCCAAGCACUUUCCUUUAGGAUUCUUUAACUGGGAGAAGUAAGGGCUAUAAUUGUGGUUGGGCAGCUACAUGUAUUACUAUUACUCAUGAACUUUAAACAAUCUCUCUCACUGAGAAAAUCACAAUGCCUUUACAUGUAAGGAAACGCAGCAAAAGUGCUGUUGGAAUUUUUCUGGAAAACAACCACAGUUUGUCCAACGAUCCCUACCUCCCAUCUUUUCCCCCUCACCCAUCCUCUUCCCUCCAACUCAGACCAUCACAGCCUGACAAGCACAGGUGCCCAAUGUGGGAGGGUGGUGUUGGUGGUGGUGGGAUGGGGGGGGCACCACUGGAGAAAAUCAAAACAAACCCACAUUGACUCCAAAUAGUCAUCUGAAUUUUGAAAUUCUUGAGCAGAAAAAGAGGGGUUACCUUCUAGUGUUAAACAAUGAAUUGAGCGUUAUGGAAAGCUGGUUCUGCUUGGAGAACUUAAGCAGAUGCAGCAGGCACUGAUGUAAUUGGAAAGGUUACUGAGCCCUGGCCUUUGUCCGUAAGGCUUUAACUUUAGAUGCUGUAGUACAUGACAGUCUCUGGAGAUGAACGUCCAAUAUCACGCUGCAGAUACGUGACCCGGGUGCCAAAACAUUAUGUCAAAGAUGCUGUGAAGCGAUAUUAGAUGUGGCUUGUCACCAGACUUCCCCGGUCAAUCCGGUAAAUGUCUGUUGCUCCAGCAGAUGAAGCUGGGAGAGUGUAUGGCAGUCCUUCAGUUGGCCACUACCUAUUCACAACACUUAUUUUUUUUUACUAGAGCUAGUGAAGAGGGUUGGUAUAAUAAUGCUAACAUGCUACUGUACUGGGCUAGCGAAGAAGUUGCGUAGUAUGCCACAUGCUAGCCCUUUCAACAAGGCUAACUAGGUUUCAGCAUGCUGUAGGCAAGCAGUUAGCAUGCUUGUGCUAGCUAUGCUAAUUCUCCACAGCACUGCCAGCCCUCAAACACUGGUUUGUUUUUCUAAUCUGACUUUGACAGCAUGCGAUAAUGUGUGUAUGAUACAGUUACACACUUAACAGACAUUUUUUUGACAAAAAAAAACCUUUAAGGGGGGUCUUGCCAAAUGUCCCACUAACAUUUUUAGUAUAUUAAAGGACAUUUUGUUUUUAGGUGAUGUUAGCAUUUGAACAUGAACUUUGUUCCUGGCCUGUGGAUGUGCAGUAGAAAGUGCAUGAGUGCAGUAUAUGCUAUUUUUUUUAAUUAACUGGGCCUCCAAGUAUAUUGAAUAUGAUGGAUAGCAGACGUCUUGGUUUGGCGGUUAGUGCUGUCUUAAAGUAUAAUGAAUCAGUGCCGCUCCUCACUGAUAAAUGUAGGCAUCCAUGUUGCCAUCUCCUUCAACUACCUGAAGUUCACGUGCCAAGUUUGGUCUAGAUUAAAUUUAAGAGUAGACAGUGCAGGAUGUCUAGCAGACUAUUGAAGUGCAAUUGGAUGUAGUUAGUGAUUAUAGACUGGAGUCUGUUUAAAGCAGUGUGCCACUAUGUUAGAUUGGUUUUGAAUUGUCAGAAGGUUAUCUUAUACUCUUAUAAAUGACUUACCACAACACCUUGUUUUAAUGCCACUGUUGGAUUGCUCAAGAAACUGGCUGCCUCUGGUUGGCAAGUUUUAUUAGAGGAACUAAAUAAGGAAACAUGGGAUUUUGAGUUUUCCUCUAGACUCAUUUUCACUUUCAAUGUUAAAAAUGCUAACUGGAUGAAACUUCCAGUUCAAAACCAAUCAUAUUACUACAAAAGCUUUCAGUCGUGCAGUAUGGGUUAUAAAUUUGUAGGAUUCACACUGUAAAGUCAAGAAGGCAAGUCUACACCAAUAACCACCAAACAGUUUUACAAUGUUUCUUAUUGAAAAUAUACUAUGUUUAACUGUUGGCAAUGCAGGACUCACAUGCAGACUACAUUCGUACCCACAAAGACUUGAUUGAUAUUGCUUUGCUGCUUUAAUGAAGAGCUGUGCAUGCAUGCGCUCAUUUGAUCAGAAGCAGAGGAAUACGGAGUAAUUAACCAAUUCUCAAUUUUCACACUUACUCCUUGGAGCAGUUUUCAUUUCCAGGAAACAUAAGCAUUUUAGACGAUACAUUUGGAUGACUCUGUAACUUUUUGACUCAGUAGAAGAAUCAUAAAGCUCUCUUGCAGACAAAUCCCUCUUCUGCAUAGUACAGCCAUGUUUCCUUGUCGCUGAGUCUAUACAGUAAUUAACACGAGAAUGUUUCACCAAGAACCAGAUAAUGAAAUCAUGGUGCAAUUAAACCAAGUUUACAUUUAUAAAUUGUGAGAUGUGUGUACCUUAUUAAAUAAUCGUAACAGUGGGCAGUAUACUGUCCCAAGUGUCAGCAGAGAAGCCAGCAGGUUUACGGCUGGCGUGAGACUCUGCCUUGUGCUAACUCUGUUAGCACUUUACAGGGUUUACAUGGAGGACAGACACAGCAGAAACCCAGGUAACAGUGUUUUACAGGGAGGACAGACACAGCAGAAAGCCAGGUUUUCUGCUUACGUUCUUUCCUCUUAAUUUAUUGUGACUUUUACACAGUGCGGAAAAGUACACGGUUGUCUAUUUUUAAUAACUGCAUUUCAGAUGUGGAUUUUACAAGCAAUGAUGAUGAUGUGAAGUGAUGUAGUGUCAUCGCUGAGUUUAGGUUUUUGUCUUUUAAAUUUCCAUGGGUACCAAGUGAGUGGGCUUUUGAAAUGUGGCUGUGGUUUUAUUGACUGAAAAAAAAAAAGGUUGAGAGCUGAAGUGUCCGGAUAGGGUGGAGGAGGUUUGCAAAGCUUUGGCCUUACUGACACAUUUUAUUUUAUUCCUUUGUAUAAAAAAAAAACAACAACAAACGUCUCUGUAGGCUUUUCACUACCUCUCAUGUUGGUUAAUUUAUUUCACAUCUAGUUGUCAAUGUACAAGUUGUUUUUAGAUCUACUUGAAGCCUAACACUGUAAACAAAAUGUGCACAGAAAAAUGACUAUGUAUAUAGCCAGAGGGGUUAAAGAGAGCUUGGCCUAGUCAACAUUAUUUUUUUGUUUGUAUGUAUGUUUGUUUUAAAUUCUGUUGAGCUGAACUAGAUUUUGCAUCUCUGUAAAGAAUUCAGGAAUCCACUGUCUAAGGGCUAAUCCCAUUUUUGCCUAUGCAAAUCUGUUACUGUGGGUGAGUUGGGAAAGGGCAAACUACCGCGCCUUUCACCUGUUUUAGAAGGACCAUGGUUUACAUUGCCCUUUGCUGAUAUUCUUCAAUCUUAUUCAGCAAAAAUGUACGCUUAUUUUUGUUUAUAUAUAAAUAUUAUAUAUAUAUAUAUAUAUACAUAUAUAUAUAUAACAAGUAAUAUACAGAGAAAAUAGUAUAUGCCUUCGUGAUGAUAAAAAAGAAACCUUGCUGAAAACAAAUAAAUGUGUUGUUGUCUGACAUCAUGUGGCUGUGUGCUGGAGUCUUGGUAAGAUGAUAUAGACGACUGUUGAAGUUGACUGACUGAAGAAAACUCAGGCUACAACGCUAGUAGCUGACCCUGUACAGUAUUUGCUGAGGGGAAAACUUUAUUCAUCAUGACUUUCUGUGACAAACAUUGUCAUCCAGCCCCAGCCUGGGAGGUAACUUAGGUAUUCUCGCCACCCAGAACUUGUAAGUUUUAAAGCUAGACUAUGUAACUUUUGUUAAACAAAGGCCCAGUUAAGGGGUGAGGGUGAAUGAUAAAAUGUAAAAAGUAGCACAAAUAGAAAAGAGUCAAGUCAUAAAGUUAGCAAACUGACCCACUAAUAAUUAUGCAGCGAGCUGUCAUUAGUCACCACUAGCUAGUGGUCACACAGACCAAGUAAGGGUACAACAACAAAACCUUUGAGCAUAUUGAAUAGAGCAAAAGUGCGUUUUACUGCUUAUGAAUUCAACUUUUCAGCUGUAAGAGUCGGACUGUAUCCUCAUUCAAAAGUUACAUAGUCUCACUUUGAAGGUCUGAGUCAGAGAAAACCUUGAAACAAGCUGAGUCAUUUAUGUUAUCUGCCUUUGUCAUGUGCACUGUCUAUAUGUAAGUCACAUUUUAUAACCAGUAAUUAAUUAAUAAAAUUUAAGACAUUCCA
Micropterus dolomieu (smallmouth bass) is the source of this 6232-nucleotide messenger RNA. RefSeq names its product regulator of G protein signaling 17 (gene rgs17). NCBI's taxonomy places the organism in Eukaryota, Metazoa, Chordata, Actinopteri, Centrarchiformes, Centrarchidae. The transcript is spliced from 6 exons. Bases 607 to 1236 code for a protein of 209 amino acids. The record is from RefSeq and is a predicted model, not a curated record.